Messenger RNA from Megalobrama amblycephala (Wuchang bream), 3276 nucleotides. It is a transcript of the gene mvb12ba, whose product is annotated as multivesicular body subunit 12Ba. The record is from RefSeq and is a predicted model, not a curated record. The transcript is spliced from 10 exons. Lineage: Eukaryota; Metazoa; Chordata; Actinopteri; Cypriniformes; Xenocyprididae. Gene Ontology annotation, cellular component: late endosome; ESCRT I complex. Bases 466 to 1416 code for a protein of 316 amino acids. Gene Ontology annotation, biological process: virus maturation; regulation of epidermal growth factor receptor signaling pathway; viral budding.
ACACACACACACACACACACACACACACACACACUCCCACCUCCCUCCUCUCUCAGUUUCAGUGACUGGUUAGAAAUGGCAGCUUCUGAGGACCCCUAAACGACUCUGGCAAAUUAAGGAGAAAUGCAUCCCUUGAAAUGGAUUAACUGAUUAACGGGAAUGUCAACAGUCCAGUCGUGAGCUGUAACGACAGACAGAAGAGGAUCCAGUGGCGUAUAUCUUUUCAAACAGCAGCGUCUGUUUGUCUGUCUGUGUGAAGUAUAUUGGGGUAAGAGAGACGUCGAUUAGCAUUAGCACUGUUAGCUCCGCUUCUGCUUUCGCCCGCCGCCGCCUCUCUCUCUCUCUCAGCCGAGCUUUCGCGCUCUUCCCGCCGCAUUCCCUCCCGCUCCAUCCCGCUCUGCUCUCACGCGCUGCCGAGGCUCCUGCGGCUCCUACGCCUGCUGUUACCGCUGUGUGCUGCGGGUCAUGAAAAGCUGCUUUUGUCCGAAAAGGAAGGACGCAGUGCAUUUUACAAAUUCCUCCAUGAUGCCUGAGGUACGGGAGCUUUCAGACGCCCUGCCAGAGAUGCCCAUGGACCCAAUCACUGGUGUAGGUGUUGUGGCCUCGAGAAACAGAGCUCCCACCGGCUAUGAUGUGGUUGCACAAACCACAGAUGGGAUUGAUGCAGACUUGUGGAAAGACGGCCUGUUCAAAUCCAAGGUGACCCGCUAUCUGUGCUUCACCAGAGCAUUCUCCAAAGAGAACAGUCAUUUAGGAAAUGUGCUCGUAGACAUGAAGCUCAUCGACAUCAAAGACACGCUGCCUGUGGGAUUUAUUCCCAUUCAGGAAACUGUGGACACACAGGAGCCGGCGUUCAGGAAGAGGAGGUUAUGCAUUAAGUUCAUCCCGAGAGACUCCACAGAAGCUGCCAUCUGUGAUAUCCGUAUCUUAGGACGCUCUAAACAGGCGCCGCCACAGUAUACAUUCAUAGGAGAGCUGAACAAUAUGGGGAUCUGGUACCGUAUGGGAAAGGUGCCACGGACCCAGGACUCUUCACCUAUACAAAACAACUCCACCACCAACACCACCAAUAACAUCCAGACUGUCACCAACAACUCCACUCCAGCGCCAGUCUUGCCCAAGCACAUAUCCAUGACCCUGCCGGCAUGUUUCAGAAAAAGCACAACCAGACCAGACUUUGAACACCAGAACUCCAACCUCUAUGCCAUCUCUGCUAUGGAUGGAGUGCCUUUCAUGAUUUCGGAGAAGUUUGCGUGUGCCUCCAGUGAUUUGCAGCAGGUGGAUCUAAUGGGCAUCAGAAUCAAAUCACUUGCAGAGAUUGAGAAAGAGUAUGAAUAUAGUUUCCGGACAGAGCACAGCGCCGCGGCCCGUCUGCCGCCCAGUCCCACCAGAACUUCUCUGGGCUCUGAGGCCUAAAGGUCACACGCUGGAGGAAAGAUGGAGAGGACUUCUGAAGACCUGAUCUGAGCAGAGACUCCCACACCUCUCUGAGAUUAAAACACAAACCCACGGAAACAAAGUUUGACAGAGGAAAAAAAAUCACUUUUUCCAUAUAAAAAAUUAACAAAUAUCAUCAUUUCAUGUGGUCAAGUUCAGUCUCUCUUAAGUUGAUGCUGCUUUUUCACUACAGUGAUCAAAUUAAAACCACUACAGUGUCGGAUGGGAAUGACCUGUGGAAACUCGUGUUCUUUUAGUAUUGCGUCUGAAGUCGCGUUUGGACUUAUUCUGGCUGCUGGACUGAGUUGCUGUUACCGUGGUGACUUUAUGAAGGGUCGGACUUGGACGUACCCUUGAGAAUUCACGUUUGAGCCCCUGCGUCUGCGUUCAUGCAGCAUGGAUUUGGAAGAGUAUUUUAUUUUUUUGUAUUUUGCCUCUUUUUGUUCAUUGCUGGGUUUUAUUAAGAUCGCAGCAACUGCAUGACUUGUUUUUUGUUUGUUUUUAAUCCGUUUGGAAAAGGAGCCGAGAUAACUGCACUGUUACAGGAUUUCAGUAUGCUUGUGUUUGUCUGGAAAAAGAUUUGAGAACAAGAACACUCGAACUCUGAGUGAGCCCUUGUACAUAGACAAGCGAUGAAUCAGGAAUGUGUCGUUUUAGAAUUGUGUGUUACUCGUUUUUUUCCCUUUUUGUCUUUGUAACGUCCCUUCCUGAUCUGAUCUAUCACUCCGCUUUCCACUGAAUAACUUUUACUGGGAUUUGACUCUCUUUCCGUCUGUCAUGAUGUUCGACGGUGCUCACGCACUUGGGUAUUGUUUCUGCCAGUCCAUUUGUGGCUUCUGAAGUUUAUGGUGAUAUUUUUUGACUUUUUUUAUUUUAUUUAAUAAACAAGUGAAUAUUUCCGCGGUUAUAUUUCACCCCAUGCAAGAUCCAAAGAAAAAAAAAGAAAUUAAAUUUUGCAUAAAGAAAAUAAAACCUAUUUUUUUGGGACAAUAAAGAUUUCUGAAACAUUUUAACUAAUUUUCCACAUUACUGUAAUGCAAAAAUCAUUUUAAAUUCUUGAAUUAAAUUCUGUACAGUGAGGUAGGCUUACUUUGUAAUUUAAAUUAUAUAUAGUUUUUUUCAUAUCACAUUAAUGAUGUUUUAAUGAGACUAGAGAAAUGUGCUUAAUUCUAAUGGAAAUAAUGUCACAAUGCAAAAAAAAAGUGCAGCUCUCUUGCUUCUUUAUGCAAAGUACAAUUUCUCAUUUCUUUCUUUUGAUUUUCAGGGUGAACAAAUGUAGUUGUUAGCCGUUCAGUUUUAGUAAAUCAUUCAGCAGUGGCACAUUGUUCACCGUACUCCUGCUGCUUCGUUUGAUAUGGUGACGAUUAUCGGUGAAAGUACAGUGUUAUUUGCGGGCGUUUCUUCCGAACGCCCCGCUGAAACCGCCAUCUCAGGUGAAAGUGUUCAGCUUGGAAACAGCACGUGUCUGGGUGAUUUAAGACGCCGAUCCAUUCAGAUGGUUUGACACCUUCACUGUGAGACUUUAAUCAAACACUCAGAUGGGUUUUAGAUUUCUCACGUUGUGGGUAAUAUUGUUUAAGCAGCUAUAUUGUUACAUGUUCUAACCACUAUGUGACUUUUAUUAUGUCAGUUUUUUUUAAACUCUGAUUUCAAAUCUGAAAUUAACCACAAAUCUCUCUUUUUAUUGUUUCAUGUCUGAGAAGGUUGAUAGCUUCAGACCUUCAAAACCGAUUUUUCAGGCAUUGGUCAAGCCUGUUUUGUUUUUUGGAUUGAAGAUGUCUAAUCUGUCUGUAAAACUCCCCAUGUUUAUAUCUAAAUAAAAUAGGAACCAAAAUUAUA